Messenger RNA from Neogale vison (American mink), 1083 nucleotides. RefSeq names its product retina and anterior neural fold homeobox (gene RAX). The record is from RefSeq and is a predicted model, not a curated record. Gene Ontology annotation, molecular function: RNA polymerase II cis-regulatory region sequence-specific DNA binding; DNA-binding transcription factor activity, RNA polymerase II-specific. Lineage: Eukaryota; Metazoa; Chordata; Mammalia; Carnivora; Mustelidae. The transcript is spliced from 3 exons. Gene Ontology annotation, biological process: positive regulation of transcription by RNA polymerase II. Bases 37 to 1083 code for a protein of 348 amino acids.
GCGCGGGCCGCGCCCUCCCGCCUCCAGGCGCUCCCCAUGCACCUGCCGGCCUGCGCCCCAGCCAUGGCCGACGGCAGCUUCUCGCUUGCCGGCCACCUGCUCCGCAGCCCGGGAGGAAGCACCUCCCGGCUGCACAGCAUCGAGGCUAUCCUGGGAUUUACCAAGGACGACGCGAUCCUCGGUUCCUUCUCUGCGGAGCCCGGCGCCCGGGGCGCGAAGGAGCGGGAUAGGAGGCCGGGCGUGCGGGCCGCCUGCCCCAAGGCGCCCGGGGGAAGCGGCGAGCCCUCCCCGCAGCCUGCCCCCGCGCCUGCUCCAGAGUACGAAGCCCCUCGACCCUACUGCCCCAAGGAGCCUGGAGAAGCACGGCCGAGCCCCGGGCUGCCCGUGGGUCCCGCCACCGGGGACGCGAAGCUGUCGGAGGAGGAGCAGCCCAAAAAGAAGCACCGGCGGAACCGCACGACCUUCACCACGUAUCAGCUGCACGAGCUGGAACGCGCGUUCGAGAAGUCUCACUACCCUGACGUGUACAGCCGCGAGGAGCUGGCCGGCAAGGUCAACCUACCCGAAGUCCGCGUCCAGGUGUGGUUCCAGAACCGACGGGCCAAGUGGCGGCGGCAGGAGAAGCUCGAAGUGUCGUCCAUGAAGCUGCAAGACUCGCCCCUCCUCUCGUUCAGCCGCUCCCCGCCGUCGGCGGCUCUGGCGCCCCUCGGGGCGAGCCCGGGCGGGGGCGGCGGGCCGGCGGGGGGCGCCCUGCCGCUCGAGUCGUGGCUGGGGUCACCGCUGCCCGGCGGGGGCGCCACCGCGCUGCAGAGCCUGCCGGGCUUCGGGCCGCCGGCGCAGAGCGUGCCCGCCAGCUACACGCCGCCGCCGCCGCCGCCGCCGCCGCCCUUCCUGAACUCCCCGCCGCUGGGCCCCGGCCUGCAGCCCCUCGGGCCGCCGCCGCCCGCCUACCCGUGCGCGCCCGGCUUCGGGGACAAGUUCCCGCUGGACGAGGCGGACCCGCGCAACAGCAGCAUCGCGGCUCUGCGCCUCAAGGCCAAGGAGCACAUCCAGGCCAUCGGGAAGCCGUGGCAGGCCCUCUAG